Molecule: messenger RNA, 4726 nt
Organism: Osmerus eperlanus (European smelt)
Lineage: Eukaryota; Metazoa; Chordata; Actinopteri; Osmeriformes; Osmeridae
Gene: baiap3
Product: BAI1 associated protein 3
Exons: 34
Coding region: 418-3945 (1175 amino acids)
Biological process (GO): positive regulation of neurotransmitter secretion; regulation of dense core granule exocytosis
Cellular component (GO): late endosome membrane; plasma membrane; secretory vesicle
Molecular function (GO): SNARE binding
Source: RefSeq, a predicted model, not a curated record
CCUUCGGAGUAUUUCGAGUAGGCCUACCUAUGUAGUGUGUGAACAUAACUGCACAAACAGUAGAGUUCAAUAACUGGCAGAUGAGGGUAACCUUUCUUAGCAGGGUUGUUAUACGACAUCCCUCAGCAACAGCUAGAGGAAGAUGAAGUGCUGCACUUCCUAUGACCAUAUUCGGUUAGUGCCGCUGAUGCGGGAGCAUCAGUAGCCUAGACAGCUCGGUGAAAAAUGAGCGCGUUUUAUUUCCAUCAAAUACAAUAAAUGAACGUUUAUUGCAGUAGUUUAUUUGCUCCUAUCAUUUUUGAGAAGACGCUGUCAAGCCUUGAACGUCGAUUGGUUUUUGUUAAAGGAACUCAAAAGCACCCGACAACAACAACAUUUGCUAACUGUGAAUGAGAAAGCUACAGAGAGGAAAUCAGAAUGACGACACUGCUGGACCUAAAGAGCAGUGUGAUGAGGCAGGUGCAGAGGAGCCAGUCCCUGAGGGGACGAAGGGAACCUGCAACCUCUGUCAGCAGUCCCCCGUCUCACCGCCCUGACCCUCAACCCCGUGGGGUUCCAGAAGGGAAGGAGGAGUUCUUUGAGCGCAUGAACAACAUACUCCAGAAGCAGGAGAACAUUCUGCAUGCUCACAAUGCUGAGUGCCAGGGAGGGAGCAGCACUGCAGACCCACCCCCCGAACACAUUGAGCAGGCCUUUGUACCAGACAGAGCCACCAGGAGGGAGCUGGACCUCUUGUAUGAGGAGGCGGUGUACACAGUGGUGAACAGGGUCGGAGUGCCUUCACCGGAAUAUGUCGCCGGAGAAGGAGAGAUCUUCAGCUACUUGCUAAAGGUGUUUGAUCUGGGUCAGGAGGAGCAUGACAUUACUCUGCAGAGAGUCCAAGAAUCCAAGAGAGCCAGUUUCUCCCUGAGGGUUUCUGUCAUGAAAGGAAAAAAUCUAAUGGCAAAAGAUGCAAAUGGGUACAGCGACCCCUAUUGCAUGCUGGGUAUCCUGCUGGGUCAGAGCCCACGAGAGACAGAGGAGAAAAAGGAGAGGAAGUUUAGCUUCAGGAAGAGGAAGGACAAACUGGAGAAGCGUUCCAGUGUGAAGGAAGUACUGGCUGCACGCUGCAUCCAGGUCACUGAGGUCAAGCCUGAAACCCUCAACCCCGUUUGGAAUGAGCACUUUGCCUUCGACAUCGAUGAUGUCCAUAGCGAUCUACUUCAUCUAGACAUAUGGGAUCACGAUGAUGAUGUCUCGGUGGCUGAAGCCUGCAAAAAACUGAAUGAAGUCAGUGGAUUCCGAGGAAUGGGCAGGUACUUCAAGCAGAUUGCUAAAUCUGUUCGGUCCAAUGGAACAGCAGCGUCUGGGUCCGAGGAAAAUGCUGAUGACUUCUUGGGGUGCAUCAACGUUCCUCUAAAUGAGAUCCCUGUUGUGGGGUAUGAUAAAUGGUUUAAACUUGAGCCUAGAUCUAGUGCCUCCAAGGUCCAGGGGGAAUGUUACCUGAUCCUGAAGCUCUUCACAACUCAGAGAGACACAACACUGAGUAAGAGGGAUUCUAAUAUUCUCAUUCACAAGAAAAUGCUGAGUCAGAUACUGGAGUAUGAACAUGCUCACAUUCAGAAAGAGCCUUACAAUUGGAACGGGCAAGUGACUCCACCAGCAUGGACUGUGCUCUCCCAUCAUGCAGUUCAAACUGACCUCUCACCCCUGCAACAGGCCAUCAUCCGCUGGCAGUGCUACAGCAGCCACCACCGGUCCCAGAGGGUCUGCUACACCCUGCUGCUGCGUCUCCUCAGAACCAUCGAUGCAGAGUGGGAUCCCCCCGAGGUCAGAGGAGACUUGGAGAGGCAGCUGUCUGACAGCUUCCGGCUCCACAUAGAGCAUUGCCUGGGCCUGAUGAAGAGCAUGCGUCAGGUGUUUCCCUAUUCCAGUCCAUCCGCCAUCACACGCUGUGAACUCAUGCUGAGGGGGAUAGGACACAUGCAGACCAUGCAGGCAUUCAAGACUGUUUGUCCUUUACGAAAUGAAUUGCAUUUGGAAAUUGCCACAGUUGUCAAGAAAGGAACUGCGGAGUGGUAUGAGAACAUCAUCUCACAGUACAAACCAGAGAAAGGGGCCCUGGAGGAGCAGCUAAGGAGACUGGUCCAGGUGGUGGAUGCUGUGUGUGUUGACGCCCAGAGUGGACAGAACGUCUACAACAAGCUCUUCUACAGUGCUGUGAAAGUAGAUUUCUUCAGCAUCUCAUACAGGCAGUUGGAAAAACUAGUAGCAGAUGACGUGAGCGUUGCCAUGGAGAGGGUGUGUGGAACUCUGGAACAAGAAAGCACCAGACUGACUCAGAGCAUGGGCGAGACCCUCUUUGAGCUCUACAUGUCUUUGAAAACAUUGAAGCACUUCAGGGAGUUUCUACCUCUCAAGGAUGCUAAAAUGCUAGCUUUGACUGGCUUUCACAACUGGUUCAAGUCCUCUAUACACAAGUGGCUGCAGAUAGUCCAUGAGAGAUCCUGUGACAGGAUUCGUAAGGCAGUGGACAUGGACCAGCUGGAGCCAGUGCAGCAGACCAAACAUAGCUCCUCAGCGGUGGACGUCACAGCAUGUUUCAGCCAGGUGCAGGACUUCUGGUCCCAGCUGGCCUGGCCAGACUCUGCAGGAGCCUUCAUCUUCGUCACCCGCCUGACGGAUAAUUUCUGCAGUGAGGCCGUGAGUUACUCUGAGAUGAUAAAGCGCAAGAUUGAGACCAGCCAGCUGGGCCAAGACCACAAGAGCCUAACAGUGCAGCUGUGCAUUGCACUGAACAACACCGAACACGUGCGUGUGUUCCUGGGGGGCCUGCCCCGGGACCUGGACUGGCCCGGGUUGGAACAGGCCAUGGAGGAGUCUUGUGGAGCGGAAGGCAAGGAGCAGGUCAACAAGGCCCUCAACGGGCAGCUGUACAACGCAGACCUAGACCUGCAGAGAGAGGCCAAGCGCCUCAUCACCCUGCUCACUGACAAGAUGCUUUCAGAGUUGAGGAGGUACAUUCAGCACAUCAGCCUCUCCCCUGACUCCAUCAACAAUGAUGACGCUGUGUCCCCCCUCAUGAAGUACUUGCACGACACUCUGGUCAUCCUCAGUGAGUCCCUGCUGAACGAGAAUCUGACAAGAGUUCUCCACAGCAUGUGGGAGCUGCUCCUCAGGAUGAUCCUAGACACCAUCGCUGAGAACCGGGGAGUCCAGGUGGAGUUCUACAACCGCUUUCAGUACACUGUGGAGGCCCUGGUGCAGUUCUUUCACGCCGAAGGAGAGGGACUGGCGUUGGAGGAUAUGAAGAGUGGAGACUACAAGGCCCUGGAUGAGGAGCUGAGGCUGAAUAAAUGCUCCUCCUUCGAGCUGAUCGAGCAGUACUUCCUGGAGAAGAUCUCCCAGCAGAGAACACUUAAGCACACCCGUUUUGGCCGUAUCAGUGUAAAGUGUUACUACGAUGCUCCUGAACAGAGACUGACUGUGGAAAUUUUGCAUGCAGCUGACCUCAUUGCCCUGGAUGCCAACGGGCUAAGUGAUCCCUUUGUCAUCAUGGAACUGUGUCCCCAUCACCUCUUUCCUAUGGCCAAGAGUCAGCGCACCCAAGUCAAGCUCAAGACCCUCCAUCCAGUAUUUGAUGAGAUCUUUUACUUCCAUGUCAGUCCUGAGCAGUACAGACACAGGUUUGCAUGUUUGAUCUUCACUGUGAUGGACUAUGAUUGGUUGUCCACCAAUGACUUUGCUGGUGAAGCUGUGGCCCCCCUAAGUGACUACUGUUGGCCGGGGAGACCUAAUGCCUCAGCAUCUGGCAAGAACGUCCAGCCCUCCAUCUUGCACUUGUCUCGCAACAAACCCAGCGAGAAGCCAAUCAUGAGGAUGCUGGAUGCACGGACAGGAGACAAGGAGGCUCAGGAGUUUGUUCGCAGACUGAAGGAGAUUGAGAAGUCUAUGGAAGAGGAGUAAGCUGUCCAGCUUCUGGUGUAUCAAUGUUUUCUUGCCACAUCUUGCCCUUGCCGUAUUUGCUUUUGUACUUGUUGUACGAUGUUUCCAAUGUUUACAGUUUUUAAAUCCUCUUGAAUGUGCAGUAAAUAUGUCCUAAUGGAAAAACAUGGUAAGACAUAACACUGUUUUCUAAUUGGGAAGCUGAUGUCCUGUCAGUGCUGUAUUUCAAUGUCUCAGCAUUACCCAGACAGAGUAUCUGAGAAAUGUGACAAAUAGUGUACUCUAUACUGUAGCUAUAUUACUCAAUACAGUAUAUUUUGUUAAGAGGUUUCUGAAUGUCAUCUUGUUGUAUUAUCUUUGAUAUGAUAGAUUUAAACGUACAUCAAAUGACAAUUGUGUUUGUAAAACGAUUGGUAUGCAGUUUAAUCAUUAAAAUGGAUAUUACAGCCAUUAUAAUAUUUUACAUAUUCAUUCACCCCCCCCCCCCAUGAAGAUAUCCCUAUUAAUUGAUUGCAGAGUUUAUGGAAAAGUAGCACUGUCUGUUUAACGACAAACAAAAAGCCAUCUGUAGUCACAUUUUAAAACCGUGUGCGUAAUGUCAGCUGUACUCAAAUAUGAUUCCGAAAUGAUUAUCUCUUCAGAUUAUGGAACAUAUCCUUGAAAAGAAAAGGAUCUUAUAUUUGUUAUUGUAAAUGUGAAUUAUUUGUCAUUGAACCGUAAUGGACUGUGUUGCUGUUGAAUGUAUUAUUCAUAUGAACCUAACUGUAAACUGUACUUUAACGUGAUUACUUCAAUAAACAAU